AUGUCGCAAUCCAUACUCGUGAUAGUUGGCGCAGGCGGAAUCGGCGAAGCCAUUGCGCGUCGAGUUGGCCCCGGGAAAGAAGUCUUGCUAGGAGACCGUAGUAACACGCUCCUACAAGACGUCACGCAACGAAUGAAGCGGGAUGGCUUCAGAGUCACUCCUCAGCAUGUGGACAUAUCAUCACGCGAUUCAGUCAUUCAAUUUGCGAAAACAGCGCAGAGCCUGGGGCAGGUCAUGCAUGUGGCAGUCUCUGCUGGCCUUUCGCCGGUCUCGUCGACACGAGAGACGAUCCUUGGGGUCAAUCUGGCUGGUACUGGCUUUUGCAUUGCAGAGUUUGGCAAGCUCAUAGGCCAUGGGGGAACAUGCGUGGUAAUCUCAUCCCUUGCCGGCUAUACCUUGGCACAAGAUGUCCCCCACGAAGUAAUUCAGCAACUGGCGCGCACUAGCCCCAGCGAUGUUCUCGGGUCACCACUGUUACGGGAGACUGUACUGGAUCAAUGGUCGGCAUACGGCGUGUCCAAACGGGUCAAUUAUGUGCAAGUACAAGAUGCUAGCUUAUCUUGGGCCCGACAUGGUGCGCGUAUAAACUCUAUCAGCCCCGGCGCAAUACAGACCCCCAUGCUCAGCCUAGAAUCACAGGCCAGCAAGAAGGAUGUGGCGCAUGACUUGGCACAGAACAUCCCAUGCAAGAGAGUCGGAAGUAGCGGUGAAGUCGCACAUGUAGCUGCAUUCUUACUGGGAUCCGAGUCGAGCUUCGUCACUGGAACUGACGUCCUGGUUGAUGGUGGGGCACUAGCUUACCUUAGCAGAGAUAAUAGUAGCUCCUAG
This is a messenger RNA of Bipolaris victoriae FI3, 828 nucleotides long. RefSeq lists its product as hypothetical. The transcript has a single exon. NCBI's taxonomy places the organism in Eukaryota, Fungi, Ascomycota, Dothideomycetes, Pleosporales, Pleosporaceae. The coding region runs from base 1 to 828 and encodes 275 amino acids. The record is from RefSeq and is a predicted model, not a curated record.